AUGGUUCAAUACAAGCUCACUUAUUUCGCAGGACGUGGACUUGGUGAAGUAAUCCGCCAGUUGUUUGUUGUCGCUGGUAAAGAAUUCGAGGAUGUGCGAAUCGCAUUUGAAGACUGGCCGAAGCUUAAAGCAGAGAUGCCAUUUGGUCAAAUGCCAGUGCUCGAAGUGGACGGAAAGCAGCUGUGUCAAUCACAUGCCAUUCUUCGAUACCUUGCUAGAGAAUUUGGUUAUGCUGGGAAAAGUGCUUGGGAUCAGGCGCAGGUGGACGCCAUUGCCGACCAGUACAAGGAUUUCUUCACGGAAAUUCGACCGUACCUUAGAGCCGUGCUAGGCUUUGAAAAGGGCGAUCCGGAAGCUCUAGGAAAGGACGUGUUUGUGCCGGCUCACCACAAGUUUUUUGGCUACAUGACGAAAAUACUCAAGGAUAACAAAUCUGGAUAUCUCGUCGGGGAUUCACUGACGUGGGCUGAUCUGCUGCUGGCAGAAACUGCAACGAAUGCUCAGAAAUUCCCAAACAUCUACGACGGAUUUCCGGAGGUAAAAGCGCACUCUGAGAAGAUCCGUUCCAUUCCUGAACUAAAAAAGUGGAUCGAAACUCGUCCUGAAACCAUUUUCUGA
Messenger RNA from Ostertagia ostertagi, 618 nucleotides. NCBI's taxonomy places the organism in Eukaryota, Metazoa, Nematoda, Chromadorea, Rhabditida, Trichostrongylidae. The record is from the annotation of a GenBank genome assembly.